Messenger RNA from Emericellopsis atlantica, 771 nucleotides. RefSeq names its product S-adenosyl-L-methionine-dependent methyltransferase. Bases 1 to 771 code for a protein of 256 amino acids. NCBI's taxonomy places the organism in Eukaryota, Fungi, Ascomycota, Sordariomycetes, Hypocreales, Bionectriaceae. The record is from RefSeq and is a predicted model, not a curated record. The transcript is spliced from 3 exons.
AUGACACACGCACACGCUGACCGCGAACAAAGGCACAGCCACCACGAUGCCGAUGAUUUCGGAGUCCGGAACAAGGCUCAUUUUGACAAGCUGAGCGCGGAUAUAUGGAACAUACCGUGGAUCAAAGCCCUCGGGGAGCAGAUCACGCAAGAACUCAAGAAAGAGGCCGAAACAGGGGGCCUAAACACCAAACCCAGCAACGAGGGCACACGUGCAUACCGUAUGCUCGACUAUGCAUGCGGUAACGGCGUGGUAUCGAGGGCGCUGGCUCCGUAUUUCGGUGACAUUCAAGGCUUGGAUAUCUCAUCGGAAAUGGUAGACCAGUACAACAAGCUUGCUGAGAAAUCAGACUUGUCCAACCAGAUGCGCGCCAACGUCGGCGACCUCAUCAAGGGCUCCGACCAACUCGACGCUCCCGCGUACUCUGGCUUUGACCUCAUCGCCAUGAGCAUGGCGUUACACCACGUGGAGGACCCGGCCCUGAUGAUCCAACGUCUUUCUGAACGUCUGUCCAAGGGUGGUGUCUUGCUGAUCAUCGACUGGGUCAGCCCUGCCGAGAGCGGCUGCCGUGCGUUCACGGGGAUGCACAACCAUCCCGCGCGCCACACAGUCUCGCGCAUGGGGUUUGAGAAGAAGGAGCUGGACGCCUGGUUUGCGGACGCGGGUCUUGAGUCCUUCACUUGGCGAUGGGCAGCGGACAGAUCACCUGCGCCGGAAGACCAAGGUGGUGAUAAGCAGAUGUUCUUUGCCAAGGCGACAAGGCCUUUUUAA